This is a messenger RNA of Diospyros lotus (date-plum), 986 nucleotides long. RefSeq names its product thaumatin-like protein. NCBI's taxonomy places the organism in Eukaryota, Viridiplantae, Streptophyta, Magnoliopsida, Ericales, Ebenaceae. Bases 95 to 856 code for a protein of 253 amino acids. Gene Ontology annotation, biological process: defense response. Gene Ontology annotation, cellular component: extracellular region. The record is from RefSeq and is a predicted model, not a curated record. The transcript has a single exon.
CACCACUAUUAUCACCUUCCUAAAAGCAACUUCCUCAGAUGCCUGCUCCAGUCCAGCAUAGCCAUCAUAUAUUCAUAUUCUCUCCAGCUCUUUAAUGGCUUCCUCAACAAACUUUUUCUUUCGUCUCUGCCUUUUCAUUUCCCUAGCCUUAGCAGAGACUCACGCAGCCACCUUCGAUAUCAUUAACAACUGCCCUUUCACAGUGUGGGCUGCAGCCCUCCCAGUUGGAGGUGGCCGCCGGCUCGACCAAGGCCAGAAUUGGAGCAUCAACGUGAGCUCAAACGCGACGGGCGGCCGGAUUUGGGGUCGAACCAACUGCACCUUCGAUGAAACGGGGCGUGGCCAUUGUCAGACCGGGGACUGCAAUGGUCUUCUAGACUGCAAAGCCUAUGGGACACCCCCAAACACCCUUGCCGAAUACUCCCUGAAACAAGUCAACGAUCUGGACUUCUUCGACAUCUCCCUCGUCGACGGCUUCAACGUCGCAAUGGAGUUUACUCCGACCACCGGAAAUUGCAGUGGACCUAAAUGUACGGCUGAUAUCAACCAGCAGUGUCCUACGGCGUUGAAGGCCCCCGGAGGAUGCAACAAUCCGUGCACAGUGUUCAAAACAAAUGAGUAUUGUUGCACUAGUGGGAAAUGCAAUCCAACCACUUACGCAACGUUCUUCAUAAGGAUGUGCCCUGAUGCGUAUAGUUAUCCCCUGGAUGAUCAAUCCACCACUUUCACAUGUCCUAGCGGUACUAAUUACAGGGUAGCGUUUUGUCCCUGCAGCUGCUCCUGGUUUGAUGAAAUGGCUGAUUAUGUGGCCGGGGAUGGUACAUCAUAUAAAGUUACUGUUUCCCAAUCCGAAUAGAACCUUCAUAGCCUAAAGCCCCUGUGAUGUGCAAAUUCUCAGCUUUUAUGAGCUUAUUCCUCGUUCCACGGGCCAUUGUAUCCAUUCCAAUAAUAUGAGCAAUGAACAAGUACUCCGCAUCUGUGCUUAA